CGAUAGCUGGAGGCAUGCCAGACAUGGAAAGGGGUGGGUCCCACAGUUUGAGGAGAUUUCUUGGAGGAAUUUAGUGGGGAUCUAGGGGGCAGAGAGAGAUUUACGAAUUGAUAGGUGGUCGCGUUUUGUUUGGCCGCACGUCUUUGCGCCAGAGGACUCUGGAGCAUUGAGUUUCCUUCUCUUAAAGGAUUAGUCCUCGCGAUGGCCACCAAGAGACUAAGGAGGGGUCGCUAUCCUGGCGACACACAGCUGGUGGCUUCAGCGAGGAGCGCGUCCUGCGAGCACAGCACAAUUCUGGCGCACUGACCUCGCAGAGAUUUGUGGAGCACCAUACCGUUUACAUAUUCGAUUUUCAUCCUGAAACGCAUUUGACUUCACUUUCUGAAGACCGAGUCGUUUAUUCACCCAGCCUUGCGAUGACCACCGAAAGCGCACAGCAGCAGCUGGACCCGCCGCCUCCCCUCAGGUCCAGCCCGGCAUCCAACAGCAUGCACUCGGCUCUCCAAAACACGCAGACAGUGCUGGAAAGCACUGCAGCGACCGGCAAUAAAGGCAAAAAGUCAAAUUCAGGCAUGAGACGCCCAGAGAAGCCGCCUUAUUCCUACAUCGCCCUGAUAGUCAUGGCGAUCCAGAGCUCCCCGACAAAAAGAUUAACGCUGAGUGAAAUCUACCAGUUCCUCCAGGCUCGCUUCCCUUUCUUUAGGGGUUCCUACCAAGGCUGGAAGAACUCAGUCAGACACAAUCUGUCUCUCAACGAGUGUUUCAUCAAGCUGCCCAAAGGCCUCGGGAGGCCGGGUAAAGGUCACUACUGGACCAUAGACCCCGGGAGCGAGUUCAUGUUCGAGGAGGGCUCUUUUCGACGCAGGCCUCGCGGUUUCCGAAGGAAAUGCCAGGCUCUCAAACCAAUGUACCGCAUGAUGAACGGAAUUGGCUUCGGUGCUUCAAUGCUGCCGCAAAACUUCGACUUCCAGUCGCCCUCCGCGUCGCUGGCCUGCCACGCCAACAGCUACAACCUGGACAUGAUGAGCAACGCGGUGCCGGGCGUCCACACGGGAUACGACGGCCUCGGUGCUGGUCACCACGUCUCACACAUGUCUCCCAGUUCAGGCUCUACGUACAUGACGGCGUGCCAAGUGGCCUCCAACGGAGAGUACGGGCCGGACAGCAGCAACAGCCCGCUGCACUCCCCGCCGACCAUGAGCGGCUCUCUGGAGUGCCAUUCGCCAUACGGGGCCGCUUCGGCUCAUUGGGCUUCAUCAGGUGUGUCUCCUUAUAUUAAACAGCAGCCACUGUCCUCCAGCAGCCCGACCUCCUCUGGAUUACACUCCAGUAUGCCUCCGUAUUCUCUGGAGCAAAGCUAUCUGCAUCACAACGGCAGAGACUCGGCUGACAUCUCAGGAAUGUCUCGAUAUCAGUCCCACUCAUCGCCAGUCUGUGACAGAAAAGACUUUGUGCUGAACUUCAACGGCAUUACGUCGUUUCAUCCGUCCACCAGUGGAUCCUACUAUCAUCAUCAGCUACACCAUCACCAGGGAGUCUGUCAAGAUGUAAAGCCAUGCGUUAUGUAAUUUAAAGUAUGACAAGCAGCGGGAAAUACAUAAGGACUGAGCCCGCAAAUGACGAGAACCGGAAAGAAGAAGAAGAAGAAGGUAAACGGAAGACGAAGUGAUGCCGUCCAUCUCUCCGUAUGUACGGAGAAACUCAAUGAAGGAAGAAACGAACUGAUCCGAAGCCAAUAUAGCCCAGAUGGAGAGACAGAGAGAGGGCGCGUUCUGUUUGUUGGAAAGUCGGACAUAUAUUUACUAUCUUGGACAAACCUCCAAACGUCUACAAAUGAGUACACGUGUUGAUUAACAACGUUUUUAUCAAGAGCCAAUCUUGACCACAUUUUCAGUGUGCACGAGGGGAUAGUGCUUAUUAAGUGAGCACAGUAAACCCGUGGUAAAAUUAAUCCUUGUUAUUUUUUAAUGCACUCAACAACACCGCGAAAUACUGAAGUUAGAGUUCAGUGGUGUGUGGGAUUUGAUGCAUGUCACAAACCCGCUUGAAUACAAGAUAUUUUGUUUGUCUAAACCUUAUUUGUGUGUGUUUGUUUUCGACAGCUCUUUAAUGAUUCCACCUCUUAUAUUGUCAGGGGUGAGUGUGUAGGUCUGUGGGUAAUUCAUGCGUAAGAGGCCUGCGAAAACCAUAAUAGAAUAAUAAUGAUUGCACUUUUGUUAGCUGAACAAGUUGACAAAUUACAGUUAUGUACAGUACAAUAAAGCGAUGUAUUCUCAAGAC
This is a messenger RNA of Danio aesculapii, 2280 nucleotides long. It is a transcript of the gene foxf2a, whose product is annotated as forkhead box F2a. Gene Ontology annotation, biological process: regulation of transcription by RNA polymerase II; animal organ morphogenesis. The record is from RefSeq and is a predicted model, not a curated record. The coding region runs from base 417 to 1568 and encodes 383 amino acids. Gene Ontology annotation, molecular function: RNA polymerase II cis-regulatory region sequence-specific DNA binding; DNA-binding transcription factor activity, RNA polymerase II-specific. NCBI's taxonomy places the organism in Eukaryota, Metazoa, Chordata, Actinopteri, Cypriniformes, Danionidae. The transcript is spliced from 2 exons. Gene Ontology annotation, cellular component: nucleus.